This is a messenger RNA of Aplysia californica (California sea hare), 2050 nucleotides long. RefSeq names its product UDP-glucuronosyltransferase 1A4. Bases 764 to 1969 code for a protein of 401 amino acids. The transcript has 2 exons. Gene Ontology annotation, molecular function: UDP-glycosyltransferase activity. NCBI's taxonomy places the organism in Eukaryota, Metazoa, Mollusca, Gastropoda, Aplysiida, Aplysiidae. The record is from RefSeq and is a predicted model, not a curated record.
UGGAUGUAUAUACAGUAUUUGCGUUUGUGCCUGAGUGAAAGUGUUUCAGAACUGUUUUGUAUUGUUUUGACUUCCUUGUUAUAUUACUUGUUUUGUUUAGUUGGAUUUUGCAUGGGGUUUUAGUGAGGGUAGAACUGGCACACAAUCACUUGUUUAAGUUAUUAUAUCUGUCUAUCGCACGUCAGCCUUCCAUACUGAGGAGCUGGGUUGUGGAAAUACGGAAUGAGACUGUAUGAAGGAGGUACCGAUUUCCGUUUUAAUAUGAGGAUUAUUUUUCACAUCUCUAGCUGGAGGAAAAAAGGAGGGGGAAAGAGAAGGGGAGGAGAACCUGUUGUCGGUGAUCUGGUUUAUUCUUUGUAACUAUCUUAUUAUUCUUGGCACUCAGGUAAAGGCGUGUCGCGAAGAAGUUACUGAUGGCUACCCGGUUACGUGAGUUUUCUUAUUAUACGCCUAUUUUACCUUGUCCCCGAAACCCCCUCGUGACGCAAUACUACCAUUUCAUGGGACACGGAAUAUGACGUCAGUUUAUGGGGCAGGUGAUGAACCCAUCGUAUGGAGUAGGCACUAUGACAUAUCUCAGUAAAAACGGCGGUUGCAUAAUUUGCCCAUUUCAUUUUUGUUGGCUUGACACGAAACUUUUCUUCCAAACAGAUACGGCAGGUACUUGGACAAUUUCGAAAGAAAAGGGUUCGAAACUCUUCUCAGCAGUGACAGCAACACCUUUUUCAAACGAGUAUUCGGGUACAAGAAGAUAGCAGAGAAAAUGCGCGGGGCAUUCCGUCAGAUCCUCAACGACACAGCUCUAAUGGAGAGAAUCCGAUCACUUGAACCAGACCUCAUGAUUUUAUUUAAUAUGCCAGGAGCGAGGGAGUUUGUCGUUCUGCCCUACGUUCUGGGCAUCAAGUUCGUCUUCCUGGGGCCUUACCACGAUCUGCACGGUUACAGAGUGCCGUUUGUGCCCUCAGCUUCGCCUUUCUUUCUCACACCAUUCGACGUCAAUGAGGAGCUAGAUCUCGGGCAGAGAAUCAAGAACACGCUACAGAACGUGGCCCUGUAUCUCAUCAACGAGUUCGUUCUCAGUGCAGAUUUGUUGUCCGAGUUUGCCCCAGCUAAACCGUGGAUGUCUGUUCCGGAUAUGAUGCUCAAAGCCGAGUUGUUCCUCGUUGAAAGUGACCAUAUUCUGGACGUGACGAAACCACUCUUGCCCAACACUAAACUGAUAGGAGGAACGGCAUCCUCACAAGCUCAACCUCUUCGAGACCCUUUCAAAAUAUUCGUGGAAAACUCCGAAAACGGCGUUGUUGUGGUUAGUUUCGGAAGCAGCAUUGUCAACUUACCUCAAGAAGUUGCGGACAAACUGGCGUCAGCGUUUCAACGAUUGAAUCAGACAGUAGUCUGGCGAGUAAAUAUGACGUCGUCAGAUCCGGGUAAGGUUAUGACCUCCAUGUGGCUGCCGCAGAAUGACCUUCUGGCACAAGCUCAGACGCGACUCUUCGUGUCUCACUGUGGGUCAAGCGGUCAGUACGAGGCUCUGUACCACGGAGUGCCUCUCUUGUGUCUACCGCUCUGCUGUGACCAAUACUAUAACGCAUACAGAUCAUCCAGUAAAGGCUUCGGUCUGACAGCAGACGUCUUCAGUACCACAGACGAUCAGCUGUACACAAUAAUGGCGGAGAUUCUCAACAAUGCCACGUACAGGGACAACAUUCGGAGGGCAUCCAAGCUGUUCCGAGAACUCUACAAAGAACCCCAAGCGGAAGCGGCCUUCUGGAUAGAUCACGUGAUGAAAUAUGGUGGCGGAUAUAUGAGGUGGGCGGGGCAGGACAUCCCGCAGUGGCAGUUUUUAGGAUUGGAUGUGUUAGCGUGUGCUGUUGGUUGUGUUGUUGUGAUCGUGUCAGUUGUGCGGGUGGUGAGUAGGAUGUGUUUGGGGAUCUCUUGUAGGAGGGAGAGAAAAUUGAAGUCUGAGUAAAGAUUAAAGCGUGUUUGUACAUGUGUGUGCAUGUGUAUGUGUGUGUGUGUGUGUGUGUGUGUGUGUGUGUGUGUUUGUGUG